GGCUAUUGAUUGUCCUGGUGACCUUCCUCUUGAAAUGACUUUGAAACUUUCUAUUUCUAUCACACUCUUGAAUCCUGGGACCAUUGAUUAAUGGGCAUGAUCCCCUUCCAUUCAUACCAAUAUAAAUUUGUUACCAAGAAGCUUCAUGGAAAUGGGAGUACUCUAAGGAAUUUUCCUUGAAAAUGUUAAUACUAUAACUAAGAUCUUUUUUCAUCCAAAAACCAAAACACACGCUAAUAACUCAUUAGUCCAGACUAUGACCUUUGUCCCUACUAUAAUUUCCAAAACAUUUCCUAAAAAUUUUAGUACUAUAACUAACCUUCUUAUAUAAGUGGUCACAUUCACAAAGCCUAACUGGUUAUUCUCUCAAUGCUUAAAAACUAAAAAGGUUUUUAAUUCAACCCCAAGAAUAUGGAUCAAGAGUUUUUUAAUGCAAUUAAGAAUAAUGACAUUUCCACAUUUUCAAGCAUAGUGAAAGUAAGAGAAGGAAUUCUCAACCAGAGAACUGAUGAUACCUUCAACACUCCAUUACACCUAGCUUCCAAGUAUGGUUGCAUUGAAAUGGUGUCUGAGAUUGUUAGAUUAUGCCCUGACAUGGUUUCUGCUGAGAAUGAAAACAUGGAGACUCCAAUUCAUGAGGCUUGCAGACAAGAGAAUGUUAAGGUCUUAAUGUUGCUUUUAGAAGUCAAUCCCACAGCUGCUUGCAAGCUUAAUCCUACUUGUAAAAGUGCUUUUUUUGUGGCUUGUAGCCAUGGUCAUCUUGACUUGGUAAACCUCUUGUUGAAUCUAUCUGAGAUUGUUGAGCCAGGAUUGGCAGGGUUUGAUCAAGCCUGUUUUCAUAUUGCUGCAUCAAGAGGCCACACAGAUAUUGUUAGAGAGUUGUUGAACAGGUGGCCAGAUCUUUCUCAAGUGAUCGACGAGAAUGGGAAUUCGGCAUUGCAUCAUGCUUGUAAUAAAGGACACAGAGAGACUGUAUGGAUCCUACUAAAACGCGAUUCAAAUGUUGCUUUACAAUACAACAACAAUGGUUAUACACCAUUGCACCUUGCAGUAAUGAACGGAAAAGUCUCGAUCCUCGAUGAUUUUGUGUCAGGAAGUGCUGCAUCAUUUCAUUAUCUAACAAGAGAAGAAGAGACGGUAUUUCAUUUAGCCGUGAGAUAUGGAUGCUAUGAUGCUUUGGUUUUCUUGGUGCAAGUUUCCAAUGGUACAAACCUAUUGCACUGCCAAGAUAGAUAUGGCAACAGUGUCUUACAUCUUGCAGUUUCAGGCGGUCGCCAUAAGAUGACAGAUUUCUUGAUCAACAAGACAAAGCUGGAUAUUAAUACUAGGAAUAGUGAAGGGAUGACAGCACUUGACAUUCUUGAUCAGGCUAUGGACAGCGUAGAAAGUAGGCAACUACAAGCCAUAUUUAUCAGAGCUGGUGGUAAAAGAAGCAUCCAAUCUUCCUCAUUUUCACUUGAACUAGAUAAGAACAAUUCUCCCUCACCAGCAUAUAGACUUUCUCCAUCGCGAAGGUAUAUCCCUAAUGAAAUGGAAGUGCUAACUGAAAUGGUUUCUUAUGAUUGUAUAAGCCCUCCACCAGUUAGCAAAAGCUCCGAUUCAAGAUCGCCUCAGCCUCAAGCAAGUGAGAGAUUUGAGAAUGGAACCUAUAAUCCGUACUACGUUUCACCAACAAAUUUAGUGAAACAAAAGCAUCAUCAUAACAAAGGAAAAAUUGAAAAUGUGAAUCAUACUAAGAGGAAACACUAUCAUGAGAUGCACCAAGAGGCAUUACUAAAUGCAAGAAACACUAUUGUGUUAGUGGCUGUUUUAAUUGCCACCGUAACUUUUGCUGCUGGUAUUAGUCCACCUGGUGGUGUGUACCAAGAAGGACCAAUGAGAGGCAAAUCAAUGGUUGGUAGAACAUCAGCUUUUAAGGUAUUUGCGAUAAGCAAUAACAUAGCCCUCUUCACCUCUUUAUCUGUAGUUAUUGUUCUUGUUAGUAUCGUUCCAUUUAGAAGAAAACCACAAACAUUAUUGUUGAUCAUUGCUCACAAGGUUAUGUGGGUAGCUGUGGCCUUCAUGGCAACUGGCUAUGUUGCAGCCACAUGGGUGAUUUUGCCACAUAAUCAAGGGAUGCAGUGGCUAUCUGUUUUGCUACUAGCACUUGGUGGUGGCUCCCUAGGCACAAUAUUCAUUGGUCUUAGUGUGAUGCUAGUUGAACACAGCCUUAGGAAAUCCAAGUGGAGAAAGAAAAGAAAGGAAAUUGGGGAUGGAGCUGCUGAAUCAGAUAAGGAAAGUGAAAAUUCAGAUUUUCAAAGCUCUUAUCUACAGGGUUACCAUUCAUAUUGAUUAUUUUUUUGGCUCCUAAAUUGAAAAUAUUAAGUGCUGUGUAAAAAACUUGUACAUUAAUAUCAAUGUUAGUUAUGUAUAUUCCAAAAUAUUUCCUAAAACUAUUUCACAAACCAGAAUCAGAACGAAGAAAUUCUAGCAUGCUAUACACACUACUCUAAACCACUAACUGCAUAUCUUAUAUCGCGAUAUUUACCAAAUUAAUUUUAUCUUGUCCAUUUUUAAGCAUUCAAAAUUUGUUUUAAUUGAAGGCACUUCAG
Medicago truncatula (barrel medic) is the source of this 2591-nucleotide messenger RNA. RefSeq names its product ankyrin repeat-containing protein At5g02620. NCBI's taxonomy places the organism in Eukaryota, Viridiplantae, Streptophyta, Magnoliopsida, Fabales, Fabaceae. Gene Ontology annotation, cellular component: plasma membrane. Gene Ontology annotation, molecular function: protein binding. Bases 412 to 2331 code for a protein of 639 amino acids. The transcript is spliced from 3 exons. The record is from RefSeq and is a predicted model, not a curated record.